Messenger RNA from Symbiodinium sp. CCMP2592, 1137 nucleotides. The record is from the annotation of a GenBank genome assembly. NCBI's taxonomy places the organism in Eukaryota, Dinophyceae, Suessiales, Symbiodiniaceae.
AUGGCUGCAAGCGCAAGCACUGCCAGAGUAAAGCUUCCAGCAGAGCCAAGCAAGUCGAGCAGCACGAAUGGCAUGCUUUCGCAGAGGCUUUCACGGGCAGCCUCCGAGGCGGAGUCCACAAUGGCCACGACCAUCUUGCCUCAUUCUUUGUCAACUACCCAGUUGGCAGCUCCUGAUUCUGUCUCUGAACAGGAAGCUGAGGACUUGAAGAGCAUCGUGGCACAGCUGGAGGUCAUGCAAGCGCAGCAGCGAUCCCCGCAGCAGCCCAACCUGAAGCUCGACUCGUUCAUUGCACAGCUGAUUGCAGGGCACCCUGAGCGGCGACAUCGUAUGGCAGUGCUGACAAAAUCUGCGCUUCUGCGCAAGAAGAUCCUCAGCAUUGUUCCCGCAGGUGGAAGAGCUCUUGGGGCGUCAGUGCUUGGCGCCACCUACGAGUGGCGAAUGCACUCCCUCCCGGAUGUCUUCUCCGACUGCAACUGGCCCAAGGCAUCUCACAACAAUUACGGAAUUCAUCACUUGCCGGGAGGAGGGAGCCACCAUGAUCGACUUCUCAGAAGUCCUGCCGACAAGCGGACGCAUCAUCCCAUCCUUCAGAGUUCGGAAGAUUAUUCCUUCCCAAGGGCGAAGCGCUUCCCCGGAACGCAUGGCAAUGGCGAGUUGAACCCAGAAGAGGUGCAGAAGAGAGCCGUUCCCGGGCCAGGCGCAUACAUGAAGUCGAUCCCUGGUGGCUCAGCCUUCUCGGUGGAUGGUGGUGAGACUGUGAUUUUGGGAGCAAACCACACCUAUCCAUGGAAGAAGUCAUUGGGGAGACAGAUAAAUCCCAUUGAGUCCGACGCCACAAGCCUCCUGUCUGCACCGUGCUACACGUUCCCAAAGACUCGACGAACUGUUUCCGACACCGCUGCUGGGCAUGGUCUGCAGGAUGGUGGCCCUGUGAAGACGGACACUGGCUGCCUGUCACCAGGCUUCGUGUACGAACUCCACUCUACGAUGCGUCCGCUGUAUGGCACGCGCACGCUUGAUGGCACACAGUCCUGCGUCAGGAGGAAGAUCCGCCAGCGGCUAAAGGAUGGCCACGUCAAGAAACGUGUGCGCUGCAUUCCGAUGCCUUUGGAGGCACCAGCUGAUCCGGAGUGA